Biomphalaria glabrata is the source of this 904-nucleotide messenger RNA. RefSeq lists its product as uncharacterized. The transcript has 2 exons. Lineage: Eukaryota; Metazoa; Mollusca; Gastropoda; Planorbidae. The record is from RefSeq and is a predicted model, not a curated record. The coding region runs from base 374 to 823 and encodes 149 amino acids.
CUAACGCCAGUCGCGGAAUGAGGAGCCUCGUAUCACUUGAAUCACAGCAAAACAAAACUACGUUGACAAAGUUUACUCAACGAUCCAUGAGCGAGAUAUAAACCUAAAACGAACGAUAACUGCCUUUUUUUGAACUGAGCUACACUAUAAAAGGGAGCCUUUGAGAAUAUUCAUUGACUGCUUGAAGAAAUAUUUAUUCAAUUUUGGUGAUAGGGAAAAACAUAAGUUAGAUACAAGAUUGACUUGGAAACUAAAGUUAGCGUUCAUUUAAAAUCAAGAGCCAACGUUUGGAAGCAAACCACAUUAGUUUUCUGAAGGAUUUUGUUAUCUGAAGAUCUUUUUAUCAUUAUAAUAUUAUCAACACCUGGACACAAUGUCUAAACUCAUGCUGUGUACAGUCUUGUUGUUUGUAGCACUCACAUUGAAUAUCCAGCGUGCGGACGCCGGUUAUGAAAAUUUGAGGAUCUUCUGCAGCACGCUCAACCAGACAUUGGAGAACACUAACUCUUGCUAUGAGGCUCCUCGUCUGCUCGACUUUUCUUCACCUCACCAGGAUGUUGACAUGUUCAUCCUAGCCUAUACUUGCUGUCUCAACGCUCAUACCGAGGUCAUUACUGUCACUUAUGACUACAUGCCGUUCCUAGAAUUUGAAUUCCUGGGAGACAUCAUAGUGAUGACCAACGAGAUCACACUGAUAGACAUUGCCAAAUUUCUGCAGAUGUGCAAUAAAGUUCCAAAUAAGCCUUACCGAUUGUCUGAUUACAACUUUUGGGCGGGAAAAGGCAGAAAUGAAAGCAAGUGCAAACGCAUAUAUGCUAAAUGAAUCAGUGAAUUAUUGGCCCUGAAUAAUACGUGCUUAAUGAACUAGCCUACAUUUUUAAAUAAAGAAGUAAGAUCAGCUAGA